AUGGCGAUGCCUUUGGACAUGGCGAUGUAUCUGAUGAGAAUGGUUUGGUUUUCACUGAGUGGUUGGGUCUUCACUUGUUUGUCGAUCGCCGACGAGAUCGCUGGUUCACUUAGAAACGGAGAUAUUGAGAGAUUUGGACCCCCUUUGCCUUUGCCUCUGCCGUUUAGCCCUGUCGAGGAGAAGAAAGUCGUUGCUUGCAUCGUGGGAGAUGAUGGAUACUUCAAAUCUGUCAACACCGAAAACACCGAGAUGCAAAGGCCGAGGAGGUACAGUGGACUGCAGUCUUGGGAUUUAGAUGGCGUUUCCCGACACUGA
Messenger RNA from Arabis nemorensis, 315 nucleotides. The record is from the annotation of a GenBank genome assembly. NCBI's taxonomy places the organism in Eukaryota, Viridiplantae, Streptophyta, Magnoliopsida, Brassicales, Brassicaceae.